Molecule: messenger RNA, 1326 nt
Organism: Arachis stenosperma
Lineage: Eukaryota; Viridiplantae; Streptophyta; Magnoliopsida; Fabales; Fabaceae
Exons: 11
Coding region: 1-1326 (441 amino acids)
Source: RefSeq, a predicted model, not a curated record
AUGGAUGAACAUUUUGAUUUGAUCAAUGUGAACGCCAAAAAACUUGCAUGGAAUUUCAAAUUUUGUAAUAAGGGUGUGGACAACUCCAACAAGUUCAAUGUCAACGAGAUUGGCUCCAUCGAAAUGGUACUUCAAGAUAAACAGGGUGGCAGGAUUUAUGCAACCAUACCAAGAUCCCUGGCAAAGAAAUACAUUAGUGUUAUUCUUGAGUUCCACAUGUAUACUAUGAGUAACUUCAUAGUUGUUGACAACAUGACCAAGAAAAAAACGUAUAUAAUUGGAGAAAUUGUUGGAAAGGAAGAUCCAAGAGAAUUAGUAACUAGCAAGGGAAUAGAGACUAAGCGAUUGGUUGUUAUUGUGGAAGACUUGGAGAAGAACAGGUUAAGUUGUACUCUCUUUGGCGAAACUGUUGACCAGAUGCUCCCUCACCUUGAUGAAGAUCGACUUGAACCACUAUUCUUAAUGAGCGGCUCUGAGUCAACUUCAGUGAGGAUUAGCCAUCAAUCGACCCAAAGUUCAUGGGUUGGGACUGAUGAGCUCAACAAUGGCAUGGCUAUUGUGAAAACAAUCGAACAAGUUUUAAAGUCUGUUGAGGAGGGGCCAACCUGGAUUGCAGGUACUAUUGUCUCAAUCAAUGCUGGGAAGGAUGAUUGGUUUUAUAAAGCAUGCAGGCGAUGUCCAAAAAAGGUGGAAACUCCUAUUGGGAAUAGGUACGAAUGUGCGAAGUGUGGCCACACCCAUGGAUGUGCAGCACUCAGAUAUAAGGUUGAGGUCAUGGUCUUUGAUGGUACCGGAAGCAUUACAUUAUUGUUGUGGGACAGAGAAACCAACCAGCUGUGUGGAAAGGCAGCUGAAAAAAUUGUAGAAGAGGAUGAUGCUAAAGAGGAUGAAUACCCUAAAAGUCUAGACAACAUGAUGGAUAGAAUGGUGCUUUUCAAAAUCAAUGUGAAAAGUGGUAACAUAAAACACUAUGAUCAGAUUUACACAGUCAUGAAAGUGUGUGAUGAUGAAGAAACGUUGCAAAAGAACAAGCCUCAGCAAAUGGACGUUAGUACAUCUAUGAACAUCACUGAGAAUAGAGGUAGCAACACGCUGGAGAUGUCCGGACAUGUUGUUAAUCUUAAGAAUGAUAAUGAUCCUCAGCUUACUGUGGAUUCUAUGGAAGACUGUGUUGAAAGCCUCAAAUACAAAACACCAGCUAAAAGAAUUGCCGGCAGUUUGAAGUAUGGUUCGGUUGUUGAUGAAGAAUGCCAGCUUUCGACAAAUAGACUAUUUGUUUUGAAAGAUGAUCUAUGUUUGGGGAUCAGACUUGCUUAUGUGCAAUGA